Penicillium oxalicum is the source of this 1662-nucleotide messenger RNA. Its product is annotated as putative transporter. Lineage: Eukaryota; Fungi; Ascomycota; Eurotiomycetes; Eurotiales; Aspergillaceae. Gene Ontology annotation, biological process: transmembrane transport. Gene Ontology annotation, cellular component: membrane. The transcript is spliced from 6 exons. Gene Ontology annotation, molecular function: sulfate transmembrane transporter activity. Bases 1 to 1662 code for a protein of 553 amino acids. The record is from RefSeq and is a predicted model, not a curated record.
AUGGCAAUCGAAGAAGCCAAAGUCUUCGCCCCUGGCUUGGAGACAACUGACACCAAAGCUCUCCCCAAUGUCUCUUCAGCCAGCGACAUAGACUCAUCUUCGACAAGUAGCAAUCCACAAACACGCAAGCGUCCUCUCGAUUCUACAUUUGACACCACAGAGGAUCCACGUUACUACAAGCCCAUUCCGGAAUAUGAGGGUAUUCAUCGCUGGGACCCGGAGUUUGAAUGGACAGAGGAAGAGGAAAAAGCCGUGGUGAAAAAGAUCGAUUGGCGUGUCUGCACUUUUGCAUGUGUGACGUUCUUUGCUCUUCAACUGGACCGGGGGAAUGUUGUCCAGGCCACGUCCGAUAACAUGCUUCGCGAUCUUGGCAUGAAUACCAACGACUACAACACUGGCCAGACCAUCUUCUUGCUGAUGUUCUUGUUUGCGGAGCUGCCUUCGCAACUGGUAUCCAAGUGGAUCGGACCAGAUCGGUGGAUUCCCAUCCAAAUGGUGUCGUGGAGUCUCGUCGCCGCCUGUCAAGCUUUUGUUCAGAACCGAUCAUCUUAUUUCGUGACACGGGCUCUGUUGGGACUGCUCGAGGGUGGAUUUAUCCCCGACACGAUUCUUUUCCUCUCGUUCUGGUACAAAUCAAAGGAGCUUCCGGUUCGUCUGAGCUACUUCUGGGUUGCUUAUCAAGGAACGUCAAUUGUCAGCGCAUUUCUGGCGUUUGGCUUUUUGCAUAUUCGUCAAUCCGAUGGUCGGGGAGGCUGGCGAUAUCUCUUCGCCCUGGAAGGGUUGAUCACCGGCAUCAUCGGCAUCGUCGCCGCCUUCUGGAUGCCCCCUUCGCCGACGCAGACUGCCGGCCGAUUCCGCGGCAAAGACGGAUGGUUCAAUGCUCACGAGGAAAAGAUCAUGGUCAACCGAAUCCUUCGCGAUGAUCCGAGCAAAGGAGGUAUGCACAACCGCCAGCCCGUGACUCCUCGACUGCUGUGGCAGGCUCUGAAGGACUACGAUAUGUGGGUCAUCUAUCUGCUGGGUCUGACCUGGUUGAUUCCACACACACCUGCCUCCAGCUACAUCAGCUUGCAGCUGAAGUCGCUCGGCUUCAGCACCUUUCACACCAACCUGUUAACCAUCCCCUCAUCGCUGAUAUUCAUCGCCAACCUGCUGAUAUGGACGCGAAUCUCUGAGCGGUUCAACCAGCGUCUGCUCCUCGGAGUGGUAUCCGAGACUUGGGCAAUCAUUUUGUUGAUUGCGCUGGAACUUCUUCCGGCUGGUGCCAAUGCUUGGGUACGAUGGACUCUUCUGACACUCCUACUGGGAAUGCCGUAUGUGCAUGCCAUUAUUGUGGCAAUCACCUCUCGCAAUGCGGGGAGUGUGCGGACACGGACGGUGGCCACUGCACUCUAUAAUAUGAUGGUACAGGUUAGCAGCAUUAUUGGCAACAAUAUUUACCGCGAAAACGAUAAACCAUACUAUCGAACGGGGAACACAGUCUUGAUCGCCAUCGCAGCCUGGAGCUUGGUCAUGUUCAUCAUUGCAAAGUAUUACUACGUCUGGCGAAACAAGCAAAAUGCUGCUAUUUGGGAUAAGAUGACCGGCGAGGAAAGAGAACGCUAUGUUGCUGAGAAUCAAGAUCUCGGAAACAAAAGAUUGGACUUUCGCUUCGCUCAUUGA